Dendronephthya gigantea is the source of this 1125-nucleotide messenger RNA. RefSeq names its product prostaglandin E2 receptor EP4 subtype-like. Gene Ontology annotation, molecular function: G protein-coupled receptor activity. The transcript has a single exon. Gene Ontology annotation, cellular component: plasma membrane. Gene Ontology annotation, biological process: positive regulation of cytosolic calcium ion concentration; adenylate cyclase-activating G protein-coupled receptor signaling pathway; inflammatory response. The record is from RefSeq and is a predicted model, not a curated record. The coding region runs from base 185 to 1030 and encodes 281 amino acids. NCBI's taxonomy places the organism in Eukaryota, Metazoa, Cnidaria, Anthozoa, Malacalcyonacea, Nephtheidae.
UUAGACAAACUAGUCUGCCUAGCAAUUAUAGUGUCUAGGCACUAGAAAACCUAAAAUUGAGAUUUCAACUAUUGAUACGACCAGUUUUAAGUGACACAGAUUGACAGACGUGUUGUCAAGCUGACAUCUGACUCAGACUGGGAUUCAUAUUGAGAGUUCAUUUGACUCAAGCGAGGAGCAAGCAAUGUGUGUAAGCAGUUUUGAGAUUCCUCCAGAGCCUAGCUCAGGCCUGAAGUUGAUACUGGGGAUAUCUUUUUUGUUAACUGUCGUCAUUGGUUUUCUUGGAAACGUCGUUUCCAUAGCGAUACUUGCGAAGGUGUUACGAUCACGUCAAACCGUACCGAACGCUUUAAUCUUCAUACUGGCAUGUGUUGACCUCUUGACGAUCAUCCUAGGUUUUGGGCCGGCACUGUUGAAUUAUCUCAGCGGUCUUAGUAUUGCGCACGCGCCGCUGUGUAACUUCCAGGGCGCCACGCUCAACUUUCUUUACCUCAUGUCAAUAACCCUUGUGACUUGUUUGAGUUUUGACAGAUAUUUAGCCUUGUUCACACCUUUCUUCUACAAAGCAAACUCUGUCUUCAACUGCAAAAAGCUAUCAUUCACGCUUCUCCUAUUCUGUUGUUUCGCCAUGAUUAUUAGUCUCCUACCAAGUUUUGGAGCAGGGAGACGUGUCUUACAGUAUCCAGGGACAUUUUGCACCAUUGAAUUAAACCCUAAAGACUUGGGAGGAAAAAUCACUUUAAAUACAAAUUUGGCAUUUCUGCUGUUCUGCACGAUGAUCAUUGUCUUAUGCAAUGCAGCAGUCUCGUGGAAAAGCUUCCAGAUGCUCAACCGAUCCAGAGAACGACAACCGAGUGUAGACAACGAGGAAAUGGGGUCGAUUUUGAGUGUUUGCACAACUGAUGAAUGCCAAUUCUUGAAAUUAAGUAUGAUUGUGAUGACGUUAUUUCUACUUUGUUGGACUCUGUUUAUGGUAAGCUAUCCCCAAGCCUCCAGAGCGAAUAUCGCAGUGCUUUGCAGACUACGAUAGUAUAGGCGAUUUUUUGUAACCCAAGAAUGUCAAGUCUUUUUACAAAUCACAUCUUUAAACCAUAGAUUAGAGUGAUCCUGAUUCAAACUGGUCAU